AUGUCUUUGAGAAAUGAAGAGACACCAAGCAAAAAAGAACGACGACGUAGUACGAACAGAGUUCAACUAGAAGAAAAUGUAUUCACUACCCAGAUCUCACACUACCAUCAGACAAUGGGGUACUAUUCAGGUGUGGGCCCACCCUUCAUACCUGACCGUAAUUGUUAUAACAACAUCAACUGGUCAUCACGAGCUCCUCCUUGGACUGGGUGGACACCACCUCCUCCUGGAUCAUGGAUGACAUCAGUAAGCAAUGGAGGUAUGGUACCACCCCCACAGUCAUUUCCUUGCAGGGUUCCUAACCGUGUACCGCCAUCCCCAUUCAAUCCUCCUACUAUGCCUCCACAGCCGACACCAGUGAUUGACCCUCUCUUAGGGACGUUGCACUCUCCAGCUUCAAGUAAUCUUCGAGGAUGGUAUGCCAGGUAUCCAAAUGACAUUCCUAUCCAAGAGGUGCCUGUGGUUGUUCCAUCAGCGCAGUUAGACAAUAUUGAAUGCUUACGACAUGUCGGGAACCAUUUGAGGGCAGAUCACAACUUUGUUGAGAAAACUUUGGUGCAGAAAUGUGAGACGACGGCAUCGGUCUGUGGCACAACAGUCACCCGGCGCUCUUGGUACAAAAUGCCAGAAAAAAGUCCACCACAGCCAACCAAAGAAAAAUCAAUAAAGACAAGUGAGAAAACAGACAAUGUUGUCGAAACAGCAGUAUUGCCAAGUAAGGUUAAAAAGAUGGAAGACGCUGUGAUCUUGUCAUCUGAUUAUUAUUCAAAUUCUUCUGCAAAGUCUUCAAAUUGUCUGCCUGACGUGGCAAAUCACAACACCUCAUCUAGUAACUUUACUGAAUAUUUUCUAAAAAGACUCAUGAAGAAGCAUCAAAAAGAAUCUAACAUGAAAAAGAUAUCUGUCUCAGAUGCCAUGACCUCUGACACACAAACUUCAAAUAUUCAGGCUCCUACUGAGAUACCAGAUAAACACUCAUCACAUGUCCCCAUUUCAAAAAAUCACAAGUCAAAUUCACAUACUUCUAAAAUCGGUAGACAAAUCAUCGAGGAUGUAAUUGAUCUGUCUCGAGAUUCUCCACCAUCUUCUGCAAGUGAGCCAAACAACAACAACGUUAACUGCCGUCAGAAUGAGGCUGCGUCAUGUGACCUUGUAAUCACAAACAGUUAUUCAUUGUCAUUUUCUGGUGUGCCAAACAAGGCAGCCACCCCGUCGUCCUUGAGUGGUGCUAGACUUUCGCCAACAAAGCGGAAACUUUCUGAUUCAAAACCCUCAACACUUGAAGAUAAUCAAAAAGAAAAUCUGAUCGUCUCUGAAUCCUUAAAUGAUUUUCAGAUGAAAUUGACUGAUGGACGGUCAAAACGCAAAAAGUAUGAGCCCCGCAAACGGGACAGCUUUGUGCUUGAAGAGGACACUUCAUGCUGGGUGUCGGGCACAAUGAAUAAACUGAUAGAUUCUAAUUACCAUUCAAAUGACAAACAUGUCCUGGCUCCUAAUAUCAUUGAGAAAACCAUUGCCAGUGACCAAUCUACCAAGUAUUUGAAUAAAAUUGAUAGUGAUAAUGCCCCUGAGUAUUGUGAUAUUGUUGAUAUUUUGCAUUCCUUAUCAGAAUCGGGUCCGAAUUCUCAGGGAGUUCAUGCAAGCAAUAAAGAAAGCCUGCUUUCAAAGAAGGACUCUGUGUUAGAAAGAAAAGUCAUCCGAACAACGCACUCCAUUAGAAAUGACAAGUGUAUUACACUGGAUGAGACAGAUGACUCUGAUGGCACGCAGUCUGGAGAAACACUCACGCCAUGUACUGUCAUACGCUCGAGGCAAUCUUUGGAUACACUUAGCACUGCAGACAAUUCUGUAGACUCGCUUCAUGAUUCUACAAUUAGUUCCAGUUCUUUAGACAACAACGAUGUUCUCGAAGAAAGAAUAGCUGACAAAGAAAUAACACUUUCACUUGAUACUGACAAAAAUGACUCCAAGGAUCAAGGCAACCGCAAUUCUACGAGACCAGAAAAUACUUCAUCUGUGCUGAAGGUAAACAUUUCCUUGACUAAAGAGAAAGAUGAGGGCAAGCAGCUGUCAGCCGAGAUUGGUUCCAACAAGGAACUGACAAAGCCAACAUGGAUGACACUGAGUCUUACAAAACCAUCAGUCUGCAAGCUCCCUAAAGCAAUUCUUCCAAUCAAAAAACAGCCAAUAGAACAUCGAAUAUCCGAUGAAGAACUCGAAACAUUAGAAUCUUUAGGGCAAAAGGUAUCUGGGGAAAAUGUUGCCAUUUCGAGCAGCUGUCUAAAGAAGGAACUAGAUAAAGACUAUUCUCCAAACAAAGAUGGACCCCAAAAUGAUAUGAUAGUCAUGUCAGAGACUCACACUUCUGUUGAGUCUGAGAAGACGCAUACAGAAAAUGUGAAACCCAUCAAAGUAUGGAAUUCGUCAGAAAAUCCGAUACCUAUCAUCGAUGACAGGUUAGAAAAUUCUGAAGGGGCUCCUUCUGUCGGUAAUGAGAGCGAUGACAGUCUGCCUACUGGCCAUUCCCUCUCCAAGAGCCUGCUCCUUGAGGGAAUUGGAUCUUAUUGUAAAAUGGCAGAAACAGACAGUAAGGUAACUGUUCCUGCAGCUGCCGACGCUAGUCUUAUUGACCAGGAUGCUGAAAAUUUCAAGAUCGCAAAGACGAAGCAAAUUUUUGAUCCUGCCCUCAAGGUCAGUUCUCUUGCCGAUGAGUCAGGGCAAAAAAGUCCAACUGCCACCAAAGCCAACAACUUGUGUGACCAAACAGUUGAUGAUGAUGACCAUCAUCGUCAGAGUCAGUGCAAUGCACCAAAUUCCGAAGAGAUGAUGAUGAUGAUGAUGCCGAGUCAAACAGUUGAUAAUCUGCAAAGUCAAAAGCAACAAGAAAAGAAAACCGUGCCACAACGGCAAGAAAUUCAUUCUUCUUUCAAUAAUUCCAUACUGCAGGUAGAGCAUACAAAGAAAUCUCUUCUCUCAAGGAGCAGCAACAUCUUCACUCUCACAACCUCCCCAUUGAAAAGUAAAACCACGACUUCUCUAACAAACUCUGAGGAAACUGACCCCGCUCCCACACUGCAACAGCCUGGAUUGGAAAUCUUAAACCUUUCCAAGAAAGUUUCAUCGUGUAACAAUUUAAAAGAAAUAAAUCAAACACCAUGUCUGGAAAUUAGUGAGAAUGGAGACAUGAAAGUGAUCGCUAUUGUAACCGACUAUGAGGAGUCCACUUGUGAUAGUUUGCUAGGUCUUGCCGAGCCUGAGAGUGUGUUGGGUAAAAAUUCAAAUGUCAUUGUCACACCAAUCAAUUCCUCAAAGAAAAACAACCUUUUAGAAUAUUCAGAACACACCAACAGCUCUCCUUUCAAGGAAUUGCACAAGUCCAAAAUGUUGGCAGAGAUUGACAAAUGUAAAAGCGCCAAGGAAAAUGGGUCACUAUUUUCUUCCUUCUUGAACUGUCGUAAGGAGAAGGAAGUCUUCUCCAAGAACAGUAACGGCGACAUUGUCGUCUCAAAUGACUCUACGCCAAACGUGAAACCGCACACUCACUUCUCGUCCCAUUCUGUUCAUAGUGGUGGAAUUGAGGAUCAAGUUGUACGCCUAGAAGCACCCAAUUCUACAAUAGGCCUGAAUAUUAUGUCUGUUGAAUUGAAACAGCCGCCUUCUGCAGUUAACUAUUCCACUACUUCAGAGAAUGCAGUCUCACGGCUUGUGUCCAGGAUUGGGAUCCAAAUGAUACGGGUGUUUAUGACCAUGAUUGGCUCAAAGUGCUGGAUACGACACCAGCAGUAUCUAUGA
Molecule: messenger RNA, 3792 nt
Organism: Acanthosepion pharaonis
Lineage: Eukaryota; Metazoa; Mollusca; Cephalopoda; Sepiida; Sepiidae
Source: the annotation of a GenBank genome assembly